CCCCCAAGUGUCUUCAGUGCGUGGGCAACAACGGAGAUACUCGCUCAACAGCUCCCUUGGUCCUCAGUCGCAGCCGUCCGCAGAACAAGACGGCCAUUUCCCAGCUUAUUGAUGGGUAAGCUACUCCAUCUUAACCUCAACCACUGCCGUACUGCCCAGGACUUGAUGACACACACGGUUCUGAAGCAGCAGAUCAACGUAGUGCUGCUCAGUGGGCCCUACAAGGGGACAAAUCUGUGGAAGCGAUCACAUAGAGCAUCCAGGGCCUCGCUUCACGCAGCACGAAUAUCAGGCGAUCAUCAGAGAUCACAGAUCCCCGGUCAUAACAGCGGGGGACUUCAACGCCUGGGCCACGACUUGGGCACGCCCCGUGGAACAGCGCUCCUGGACGAAUUCACAAGCCUGAACGUCUGUCUCCUGAACAUAGGAAGCAUCCCGACGUACAACAAUGCGGGCCGGGAGUCAUCAUAGACCUCACCU
Messenger RNA from Drosophila pseudoobscura, 480 nucleotides. RefSeq lists its product as uncharacterized. Bases 112 to 471 code for a protein of 119 amino acids. The transcript is spliced from 2 exons. The record is from RefSeq and is a predicted model, not a curated record. Lineage: Eukaryota; Metazoa; Arthropoda; Insecta; Diptera; Drosophilidae.